Molecule: messenger RNA, 483 nt
Organism: Psylliodes chrysocephalus
Lineage: Eukaryota; Metazoa; Arthropoda; Insecta; Coleoptera; Chrysomelidae
Source: the annotation of a GenBank genome assembly
AUGAAGCGUUGUUUGGCAGGUGAACAAGCCAUGUUUACAAAACCGUUGGAGAAGUCCAAAGCGGCUACUAUUGCAUCAUACAAGAUAAGCCACAUUUUAGCUAAAAAUAAGAAGCCAUUUUAUGAUGGAGUGAUGAUAAAAGAAUGCUUUCUCGAAGCAGCUGAGUCUUUGUUCGUAUAUUUCAAAAACAAAGCUGAAAUAAUUUCAACCAUUAAAGAUAUUCAACUAUCCCGGCAAACCGUGACUAGACGUGUGGCAACAAUAAACAAGAACUUGGAAAGUCAAAAUAUGAAUGAUCUCAGAGACUGCUCUUACUUUUUACUCCAAUUUGAUGAAUACACAGACGCAACAGAUGUGGCGCAACUGUGUAUUUUCAUACGCAUGAUCUUUCCAGAUAUGACCGUUAAAGAAGACUUUCUAACAAUGAUACCGUUGAAAGAAUGUACUCGAGGAGUGGAUAUCUAUGAUUCAUUUCUAAAGUAG